Messenger RNA from Syngnathus acus (greater pipefish), 1819 nucleotides. RefSeq names its product translocase of outer mitochondrial membrane 34 (gene tomm34). Lineage: Eukaryota; Metazoa; Chordata; Actinopteri; Syngnathiformes; Syngnathidae. The record is from RefSeq and is a predicted model, not a curated record. Bases 274 to 1236 code for a protein of 320 amino acids. Gene Ontology annotation, molecular function: heat shock protein binding. Gene Ontology annotation, cellular component: cytosol; mitochondrion. The transcript is spliced from 7 exons.
CACGAGCCAACACUGGCGUGGUCAUUCUCCCCGCUGACAAGUGAGCACAGCCGGUCGGAAAGUUACCGGCACGCCGCAAACCUCGACCGCAUUUUGCGCAAGCAGUGCCAAAACGAACACCCCAAAAAAAAAAAAAAAAAAGGUCUUGGGGGGAAUGGCUGUGCCGAUGACGUCGGCGAGUUAAGGACAUUUUAAAGUCUAUGCGCCGUCUGCCAUCCUUUGUCGCUGAAUCCGCCACUUAGCGUCCGAAAGCAGGCCGGCCGGAGAGCUAGAAUGAGUCCGAAAGCGAAGCCGUGGGCCGAGCUGAAGCAAGCCGGCAAUGAGUGCUUCAAGGCCGGCCAGUACGGAGAGGCCACCCGCAUAUACAGCCUGGCCAUCAGCGAGCUACACAAGUCCGAUCCAAAGAACGUGGAGGAGUUGAGUGUGUUGCACUCCAAUCGUGCCGCCAGCUACCUCAAAGAAGGAAACUGUGCCGAAUGUUUCAAGGACUGCAACAUUUCUCUGGAGCUGCUACCGUUCAACGUGAAAUCUUUGCUGCGCCGGGCCGCCGCCUCCGAGGCCCAGGAGCGUUAUCAGCAGGCCUACGUGGACUACAAGACGGUGCUGCAGCUGGACGCGCGCAUUGUGGCUGCGAACGACGGAGCCAACAGAAUGACAAAAGCGUUGACGCAGGUCAAUGGUCCGUCGUGGCGCGAGAAGCUCCCUCCCAUCCCCGUUGUACCUCUGGCAGUUCGGGAAAAGCUCAGCCAAGGACCCUCUACCGUGCCAUCGCAACACAACGGUGUGGCGCCGAGCCACAAUCUACCGGCUGAGGGGGAUGUCCAGAAAGCCACAUUGCUGAAGGAGGAAGGAAACGCACUGGUCAAGAAAGGGGCGCACGCCCAGGCCGCCGAAAAGUACACUCAAAGCAUCCUCCACCACGGCAAAGAGGCUGCCACCUUCACCAACCGGGCCUUGUGCUACCUGGCGCUGAAGCGCUACCACGAUGCGCUCAGCGACUGUGACGCAGCGCUCGCCAUCGACGGCGCCAACGUCAAGGCACUGUACCGACGGGCGCAGGCGUACAAGGAGCUCCAGGACGGGAAAAGUUGCAUCCGAGACCUGAACAAGCUCCUCACCCUUGAGCCAAACAACACGGCUGCCAUUAAGCUGCUGCAGGAAGAGCAGCAGCAGCCACCACCACCACCACCUCCGCAGGAGAAGAAGAAGAAGAAGAGCAAGAGCAGGAAGAAGUGACCACUGGACACUUUGUUCAGAAACAUGAUAGAAGGCGAAAGUGAGUGAGUGGAGUUGGCGCCGCAAAGACAAGCAAUCACCGCGCAGUCGGCCCGCCACUUGCGGCGAUGCCCAUCCUCUUGACCCAAGUGCCUGAAAUCCUCGUCGUCAUCUUGGGGUCUUUGAUGUGGUCACUGGUCACCAUCUCGUUUGAUUCGAUCUAGUCUUCACCGCGCUACUCUCAAGUGCGUUAUUGCCCAUUUUCCUGUCAUGGUCCCAGAUCGCCGGAUUACCUACCCACCUCCUUUCUCUUCUAAUCCCCCUGGUGCGAUAUGCGCCUUUAGUCUUUAGAUAGUCUUUAAUCUCGUCAUUGGCUGACAUGGAUCUCUUCUAUCAUGACUUGGCAUUUCAUUCUGUGGCGUCUUUGAUCUUAUCCCUUUUUUCUUGCAAUCUUUUUAAGAUAACAUCUGAGAUCUUUGUCAGUGACACCUGUGUUUUUUCAUGCCCCCCUCCUUACAAGUCUAUAGGCGAACAUGAGCUUUGGGAGCGAGAAGAAAAGAGUCGUGAGCGUUUCUGUUGAAAAUAAACACACAGUUUAAUAACC